Molecule: messenger RNA, 4971 nt
Organism: Zygotorulaspora mrakii
Lineage: Eukaryota; Fungi; Ascomycota; Saccharomycetes; Saccharomycetales; Saccharomycetaceae
Gene: GCN2
Product: serine/threonine-protein kinase GCN2
Exons: 1
Coding region: 1-4971 (1656 amino acids)
Biological process (GO): DNA damage checkpoint signaling; regulation of translational initiation by eIF2 alpha phosphorylation
Cellular component (GO): cytosol
Molecular function (GO): protein binding; ATP binding; eukaryotic translation initiation factor 2alpha kinase activity
Source: RefSeq, a predicted model, not a curated record
AUGUCAGGAAGCAGACUAACUUUGGAAGAAUAUUACGAAAUUCAAAAAAAUGAAGUAGAGGCAAUUGAGUCUAUAUAUAUGCAUGAUUUUACAAAUCUGACCAAAAAAAAAUCCAAAUGGGAUAAGCUGCCUCAGUUUGUAUUUGAAAUAUCACUUAGUUCUAGCAAUAAAGAUGCAGUUGUGUCCUCUUUGACCUUACAUAUUGCAUUGGCACCGCUGUACCCAUAUACAGCGGCAGAUAUCAGCUUCAAAAAUGUCAAUAAUGUCCUUGAUAGUCAAUUAAAGAAUCUAAAAGCCGAAUUUGGGAAGAUACAAAAGGAAUCAAGCAAUCAGGAGUGCAUAUUUGACAUUACUUCUCUAGUGCAGGAAAAACUGGAUGAAUUUCAAAAUAUCUCGAAUAACCAGUCGCUGGAAGAUGACAGAAUGCAGCGCAUCAAAGAAAAUAAGGAAAGGCAGCAAAGAGAAGAAGAAGAAAGGAUGCAUGAACUGGAAGCAAGAAAAUUGAGCGAACAGCGUAUCAUUGAUGAAAUUGUGAAAAGAGAACUGGAAAAAAGGCAAGAUGACGACAGUACGUUCCUCAAUCAUAGUUCAUCGGUUGAUCUCUUACCACCCCAAGAAUGGAUAGCCUCCGGGGAAGCUAUUGUAUUCACGAAGACUGUACGAGCGAAACUGCCCAACAACUCAUUAUAUAAGUUCAGGGCUGUGGUAAAUCCCAAACCUAUUACUCUAUCAUCAGAUCCUUUUGGUUUUGCAAAACAAUUUUUGGUUAAGCCUUAUAUACCUCCUGAGUCACCACUGGCAGAUGCUUUAAUGUCUUCCGAAAUGAUGGAGAAUUUUUACUAUCUGCUAACAGAGGUAGAGCUGGAUAAUUCUUACUUCAAUACGAGUAACGGUAAAAAGGAAAUAUCACAUCUAGAAAAAGAGCUGGAGUCUUUGCUUAAGGUGGAUCACGCUAACAUAAAUCGAUUAUAUGCAUACACAGUAGAGCGUUUGGGGAGAAAUAACUCAACAUUUGUUUGGCACAUAAAGCUCUUAACUCAAUACUCUUCAUAUAUCCCUAUGACUGAGAUUAUUCAAUCUGUUGGUUUUGUAAAUUUAGCAACUGCUCGUAUUUGGAUGAUAAGAAUACUGGAAGGACUAGAAGCAUUGCAUAAGCUGGGACUCGUCCAUAAGAAUAUUUCACUGCAAACUGUCAUGCUAAUUAAAGAUUGUGAUUUUGGUAUAACCAUACCACGGUUAGCGCACCCGGCCUAUGGAUAUACUAUUCUACAUAUGGUGUCAUGCCAUCCAAAUAAGAAAGGAGCUGCAGUUGAACUGCCUUCUUGCUCAUGGCCUGCACCUGAACUUGUAAAAUUUAGUAACUGCAAACCUCAAAGGAUGACAGAUAUUUGGCAAGCAGGGGUUCUUUUUUUACAAACUAUAAACGGUAUGGAUACUGUCCUAAAUUAUUCUUCUGCUCAAGAUUUUUUGGAGAAUUCAAAUAUGGAUGAUGGACUCUAUGACUUGCUGGAUAGAAUGCUUCGACAAGACCCCAAGAAAAGAUUUACCCCACUGGAGUUGUUACCAAUGAAGUUUUUGCGAACCAAUAUUGACCCUGGAGCAAACAAAUUGACCAUAAAUAAGGAAAGUUCGGUCAAUUCUUCACGAAAAUCAUUUUCUGAUUCUUUGGGCGCCAACUCGAGAACGCUGUCCCAAUCUAGCGGAAGAAGGAGAUCGUUUAAUGUCGGCUCACGCUUUUCCUCUGCCAAUCCAGCAACUCGUUCGAGAUACGGUUCCGAUUUUGAAGAAGUGGCUGUCCUGGGCAAGGGUGCAUUUGGCCAGGUGGUGAAAGCUCGUAAUGCUCUCGAUAGCAGAUAUUAUGCCAUAAAGAAGAUUAAACAUACCGAAGGAAAGCUCUCCACGAUUUUAAGCGAGGUGAUGCUUUUAGCCAGUUUGAAUCAUCAAUAUGUCGUUAGAUAUUAUGCUGCAUGGUUAGAGGAAGAUGUUGAUAAUGAUGGAUCUGUAUUUGAAUCUUCGGAUGAGGAAUCAGAGACUUUGGAGAACGACACAGAUGAAACUUUGAGUAAAUUGAGCCUCUUGAAAAGUCAAUCCGAGCUCGAUGCAACUAAUAACGCAUGGGAUUUUAUUUCAGGAUCUGGCUAUCCUGAGAUUGUUUUUGCAAGUAGUACGGCAGAGAAAAGUCAAUGCUCAGAAAUGAGCGAAGAAAGUAGCAGUGAUGAGGAGCCGGAAAGUAGUAGCGACGAGGAAUCAGAAAGUAAUGGCUUAGUAAUAAAAACACCAGCUAGAAAUAGGAGAAAGACUUCGACAUAUCGUAAGACGGGCCACAAUGACAAAAGCACACUUUUUAUUCAAAUGGAAUAUUGUGAGAAUAGAACACUAUUUGAUUUGAUACACACGGAAAAUAUCAAUAAGGAACCAGACGAAUAUUGGAGAUUAUUUCGUCAAAUAUUGGAAGCCUUGAGUUAUAUCCACUCUUUGGGAAUUAUUCAUCGGGACUUGAAACCCAUGAAUAUUUUCAUCGAUGAAUCUAGAAAUGUUAAAAUCGGAGACUUUGGUCUGGCAAAAAAUGUCCACAAAUCUUUGGACUUGCUACGUCAAGAUUCCAGCUCUCAAGCUGGGAGCAUUGAUGAUCUAACGUCGGCGAUCGGUACAACUCUUUAUGUAGCAACAGAGGUCCUUCAUGGCAACGGACAAUACAAUGAAAAAAUUGAUAUGUAUUCACUCGGAAUCAUCUUUUUUGAGAUGGUAUAUGCCUUCUCAACAGGUAUGGAAAGAGUGAAUAUUCUAAAGCAAUUAAGGCUAGCUGAUAUUGAGUUCCCUCAAGACUUUGAUUCCGAUAAGAUGAAAACUGAGAAGAAGAUCAUUAAAUUACUAUUAGAUCACGAUCCUAACAAAAGAUUUGGCGCUCAAAAGCUGCUUGAUAGUGGUUUACUUCCCGUUAAGCAUCAGGAUGAGAUAAUUAAUGAGACACUUAAGACAUUAGCAGAUCCUGCCUCCCCGUGGCAAAAGCAAGUCAGGGAGACCCUUUUCUCACAAGCAUACAGCUUAACGAAUGAUAUACUGUAUGACAAUACACAGUCUACAUCAACACCUUUUACCCAAAUUUUGAGGUCAAAAAUGACAGAAGAAGUUGUGAAAAUCUUUAGAAAACAUGGGGGAAUUGAAAACAAUGAGCCACCGAUCAUUUUUCCAAAAGCGCCCGUCUAUAGUACACAAAACGUAUACGAGAUACUUGACGAAGGCGGAACUGUUCUGCAGCUCCAAUACGAUUUGACAUACCCAAUGGCCCGUUACCUAUCAAAAAAUCCCAAUUGUGUCUCAAAACAUUUUCGUUUUCAACAUGUAUAUCGACCUCCAGCGCAUUCCAACUCAAGUUUAGAACCUAAGAAAUUUGGUGAAAUUGACUUUGAUAUCACUUCUAGUAACUCUACCGACUCUGCAUUUUAUGAAUCUGAAAGCUUGAAAAUCAUUGACGAAAUUCUAACUGUAUUUCCCGUAUUUGAGAAAACAAAUACACUAUUUGUUAUCAAUCAUGAGGAUAUAUUAGACAGUGUUCUUAAUUAUGCUAAUAUUGAUAAGGCACGAAGGCCGUUCGUUUCGCGUCUGCUCUCGCAAUUAGGGUUUGGGAAAUCCUUUAAGGAGAUUAAAGUGGAGCUGAAAUCACAAUUUAAUAUAUCCUCUACAUCUUUGAAUGAUUUGGAACUAUUUGACUUUAGGCUCGAUUUUGAUGCAGCAAAAAGGAGGCUACAUAAAGCAAUGGUCGAUAGUCCUUAUUUGCGUAAAAUUGAUGAAUCACUUUUACAUAUAUCCAAGGUUAUUAAUUUUUUUAAGCCAUUAGAUAUGACGAGAAACAUAGUCAUUGCACCAUUUAGCAAUUAUAAUAGUGGUUUCUAUAAAGGAGGAAUAAUGUUUCAAGCUGUCUACGAUGACGGAACAUCCAGAAGUCUGGUAGCAGCUGGUGGACGAUAUGACAAAUUAAUUUCAUAUUUCGCUCGACCUUCUGGGGAAAGAGGAUCCAAUACUCAAAGGGCAGUUGGAUUCAAUUUGGCCUGGGAGACAAUAUUUGGAAUUGCGCAGAAUUUUUUCAAACUGAAUAAGAGCUCUCGAGUCAAAAGGAAAAACAAAUUUCUAAAAGGAACUUCUCUUGAAUGGAAACCAAGUCGUUGCGAUGUGUUGAUUUCGUGUUUUUCGAAUUCUAUCUUGAAUUCUGUUGGUGUGGAAAUCUUAAACCAGUUAUGGAAAAGGGGAAUCAGUGCUGAUAUUCUAAGAAAUUGCUAUACAGUCGACGAUGUAGUCUCUGGGGCACAAAGGGAUAGCGUUGAAUGGAUCAUAUUGGUUAAACAACAAACCUACACUUUGCCGAAUAACAAAAGAAAAUAUAAACCUUUAAGAGUCAAAAAACUUGACAGUGACGUUGACAUUGACUUAGAUUUGGACGAAUUCUUGAAUUUAUAUCAGCAAGAGGCCGGAAUCCAAACCUCUCUCGUUAACAGUCAAUUGUCCCUGGAAGAUAAUACAGAUGAUUUCAGCAAGUGGAACGAAAAUAGCAGCGCUGACAGCAGUAUAGAUGGCGAUAUAGACGAAGCCGUUCCAACUCCAUCGGCACAAAAAGUUUUAUAUGUUCCAAAUCCUGCCACUAGAUCAAAGAAGGCCAGCAAAAGAGAAAAAUGGGUAUAUGAGGAUGCCGCAAGAAGUGCAUCUAGUGCUAUAGUCAAUAGCUUGAUGGCGGCUCCUGUCAUCAUUGUCGAUGGGAUACGCGAUGAAACAUUGGAAAUGAUUUCUACUAUUUCAUUGGGUCAGAAAGAAGAAUGGCUUAGAAAGAUAUUGGGAUCCGUCAAUAACUCAGCUCCGAGAAGCUUUGCACUCAACAUUUAUAAUACCCUAUCAAAAGAGGCAUCAAAAGGUACGAAAUGGGCUGUGAUUCAUUGCCAAAAAACAGGAAAGUCAUGUGUAGCAGAUUUGCAACGAUAG